UGUGGUUACACUACGAAUCCAACAAAUUGACAAUCAAGGAGUGGGUUACCAGUUUACAUGCGCGCACGAGAACGGUCGCUAGUGUUUGUGAUAACUGUACUGUACUCGGUGAUUCUGUGACUAACUUUACAUUCCUGUGUAAAAACGUUAAAAUGGGGGGUAUAAAAUACCUCGUGCUACUCCACCUGGUCUACAUCAGUACCUGCAUGGAACAGUUGGAUAUCAUCUAUGAAUGGAAGCAGUUGGACUUUGAGUUCCAAACCCCAGAGGCUCGGCAGCAGGCAAUAGAUAGCGGGACAUUCAUACCAGAGAACAACAUGCCUAUGGGUCUAGAGAUCUAUGGUGACAAGUUGUUCAUCACCGUUCCUAGAUGGAGGAAGGGAGUACCAGCGAGUUUGACUUACGUUAAUUUAAAAGAUAAUUCAACGAAAUCACCAAAACUGAUCCCGUAUCCAAGCUGGGCAGCACAUUCGAUGGGAUCUGACGGCAAACCAGAAAUCGUAUCCCCGUUUAGAAUCCGAGCUGAUAGAUGUGACCGUCUCUGGGUCUUAGAUAAUGGAAAAAUUGGUAACCUCGAAGCCAACACAACGAAGUUCCUACCAUCCCUUAUUAUAUAUGAUUUAAAAACCGACAACCUCCUCAGAAAAUAUGUCUUCCCAGAAGAUCACGUGAAGGAAGAUUCAGGAUUCGCAAAUAUCGCUGUAGAAGAUAUGGACUGCGAUAAAACAUAUGCAUACGCUGGCGAUGUAGGAAAACCAGGAAUAGUCGUUUACUCAUGGGAGAAGAACGAAUCGUGGAGAAUAACUCACCACUACUUCCACCCAGAUCCAUUGGCCUGUGACUUCAGUGUUAAGGGUCACAACUUCAGCUGGACUGAUGCUAUAUUUGGUCUAGGCUUAUCAGCCCCGAAUGCAGACAACUUCAGCACACUCUACUUCCAUCCGAUGGCAAGUUACAAUGAAUUCGCUGUAUCUACUGAAUAUUUAAGGAACCAAUCCGUAGCUGACGCUAAUUUCAACGCAUUCAAAAUGCUUGGAAGCAGAGGACCAAAUGCCCAAUCGAGCGCAUCUUUCGUGGACCCAAAAACUGGAGUUCUAUUCUAUUCUCUCGUCAACCUAAACGCGGUAGCUUGCUGGAGGACCACGAACAAGGAAUACUUGAUGAAGAAUCAAGGAAGGAUAUAUAUGGAUGACGAGAAAAUGAUCUAUCCGACGGACAUUAAAGUAGAUUACGAUGAAAAUCUUUGGGUGCUGUCUAAUAGAAUGCCCAUUUGGAUGUACAGUCACUUGGACCCGAACGAAGUAAAUUUUAGAGUAUUCUCAGCCCCUGUUCUGAACGCUAUAAGUCAUACUGCAUGUGACGUGACACCGAGGUCAGACAUAUUGACCAAGUAUGUUAACAAAUUGAAAAAUGUUACGAGCAAAAUAGCUGCCAAAAUUAAUCCUAAUUCAGGAGCUUCUAGUUUGCAAUUCCCGUUGAUCGGUUUGCUAAGUUCAAUCUUACUUUUAUCGGUUUGAUUGAUAUAAUUCUUAAAUGUAUACAUUUUGUGUGAUUUGAUGUUUAUGAGUGAAUUAUUAGAAAGGAACGAUAUAUAAUAUUUAAACUGUAUGACAAA
Molecule: messenger RNA, 1615 nt
Organism: Vanessa tameamea
Lineage: Eukaryota; Metazoa; Arthropoda; Insecta; Lepidoptera; Nymphalidae
Gene: yellow-f
Product: protein yellow
Exons: 3
Coding region: 153-1517 (454 amino acids)
Cellular component (GO): extracellular region
Source: RefSeq, a predicted model, not a curated record